Messenger RNA from Cryptosporidium ubiquitum, 984 nucleotides. RefSeq names its product replication factor C like AAA+ ATPase. The transcript has a single exon. Gene Ontology annotation, molecular function: DNA clamp loader activity; ATP hydrolysis activity; ATP binding. Bases 1 to 984 code for a protein of 327 amino acids. Gene Ontology annotation, cellular component: nucleus; DNA replication factor C complex. Gene Ontology annotation, biological process: DNA-templated DNA replication; DNA repair. Lineage: Eukaryota; Apicomplexa; Conoidasida; Eucoccidiorida; Cryptosporidiidae. The record is from RefSeq and is a predicted model, not a curated record.
AUGUCAACCCAAAUUUGGAUAGAAAAGUACCGUCCAAAGGUUUUGGAUGAGAUGGUUGGGAACGAAGAAGUAUUAACUCGAUUGAAGGUGCUAGCGAAACAUGGAAAUAUGCCAAAUUUGCUGCUCUCUGGUCCUCCAGGAACCGGAAAGACCACCAGUAUUCACUGUUUGGCCUCGGAAAUGCUUGGAAACAAAUACGGAAGAGCAGUUUUGGAGUUAAAUGCAUCGGAUGAUCGUGGUAUUGAUGUUGUCAGAGAUAAAAUUAAGACUUUUGCCAGAGAAAAAAUAGACUUACCAGAAGGAAGACACAAGAUAGUAAUACUGGACGAAGUAGACAGUAUGACAGACUCAGCUCAACAAGCCCUUAGAAGAUUAAUGGAGGUAUACUCGGAAAGUACUCGUUUUGCUUUGGCCUGUAAUCAGUCAACAAAAAUUAUUGAGCCAAUUCAAAGUAGAUGUGCAAUUAUAAGGUACUCGAAGCUAACAGAUGCACAAAUCAGGAAAAGACUAUUUGAAAUUAUAAAAAUGGAAAACAUCCCAUAUGUUGACUCUGGAAUUGAUACUCUUGUAUUUACUGCAGAUGGAGAUAUGAGAAUUAUCAUUAAUAAUCUCCAAGCAACUUACCAUGGAUUUUCCAUGGUUUCCAGAGAUAAUGUACUAAAAGUCUCUGACAUUCCUUCUCCUGAGAAAAUUAAAAGUAUAUUGGAUUCGUGUGUCAAAUGUAACUGGAGAUUAGCUCAUUCCAUUGUUGAAGAACUUUUUAUUGGAGGGUAUUCUCCACUCGAUAUUGUCAUUACUAUGAGAAACGUGUUAAAGAGAUAUCAGCUCUCUGAAAGGGCCACUUUGGAGUAUCUAAAGGAGGUUGGGAGAUGCCACUUUGUCAUGCUCGAUGGGUGUGCAACCCCCUUGCAGUUAGAUAAACUCCUUGGCCAACUGUGUAUGAUCUCUGCCAGGUGUGGCUUAAACUCAAAUCAAACUAAUUAA